AUGCGGAUUUUGUGUGUUAUUGUUAUCCUCCUGCGACUCGGAGCAUUGCGAGAUAUAGCUGCAGAUGAAAAGGGGAGGUCGACGAGAAGUUGGUGGGAUGCAGUGCCCCGACUUUUGACUGAAAUCGCUACCAUUAAGGCGAACAUACUCACAGCUGCUCCACUUGAAUUGGCCUCCAACGUAAUGGAUGCUGUGUGUUCCUCCACCCUUUUUAUGGACAGAAUCCCUUCGCAAAUCACUCCGGACAUAAGGAAGAUGCAUUUUCAGUACAUGACGCCCUGCCAGAACUACAGUGUUCCUCUACUGGAGGCCUCCAAGUUGUGGAAGCACUCUAGGUUUAGCAAAGGACGUAAGGUGGUAAUUCUGGCCACCGGAUGGACCAACACCGUAAACGAAUCCUCGGCCAUUUCAAUGAUCUCCAAGGCAUUCAUGUGUCGUGGCGAUGUGAAUUUUGUGAUUGUAGAUGCAGCUGACUAUGUGGACACCUUCUACUCUUGGUCGGCGCUAAACACGGAUUUAAUUGGCGAGCAUAUUGGAGUUGGUCUGACCCACCUUAUACAGCUGACCCCUCUUCGAAAUAUCCACUUGAUUGGACAUUCACUUGGAGCUCACAUAAUGGGCACAGCUGGUCGGACUUUUAAGAAACUUACAGGAAAACUUAUCCCCAGGAUAACUGGCUUGGAUCCGGCCAAGCCGUGUUUCAGGCGGGAAAAUGUCCUGCCAGGACUGACGCGUGGAGAUGCCAAGCUGGUGGAUAUAAUCCACACUAACAUUGGUAUUUUGGCAAAGCGGGGACCCCUUGGGGAUGUGGACUUUUAUCCCGGCGGAGCACAUCCCAUCCAGCCGGGCUGCCUAACCAUCGGGUGCUCCCAUACCAGAGCGGUUGAGUAUUUCGCCGAGAGCGCAUAUCCACACCAGGAGCAGAACUUCAUGGGCAAGAAGUGCGCUUCUUGGGAUAAACUCAGAAAACGGGAUUGUUCUGCUGGCACAGUUUCUCCUAUGGGCUAUAAAAUGAAUCCGCAAGCCAGGGGCAUGUACUACGUAGAUGUUAAUGGCUGGCCCCCUUACGGCCGAAACUCGAGGGAAACUAUUGAUCCUAGACUAAAAACGUGCUAUCUAUGCCAAAACUAA
Messenger RNA from Drosophila teissieri, 1131 nucleotides. RefSeq names its product vitellogenin-1. Gene Ontology annotation, molecular function: lipase activity. The record is from RefSeq and is a predicted model, not a curated record. The transcript is spliced from 4 exons. The coding region runs from base 1 to 1131 and encodes 376 amino acids. Lineage: Eukaryota; Metazoa; Arthropoda; Insecta; Diptera; Drosophilidae.